Molecule: messenger RNA, 677 nt
Organism: Drosophila busckii
Lineage: Eukaryota; Metazoa; Arthropoda; Insecta; Diptera; Drosophilidae
Exons: 4
Coding region: 21-548 (175 amino acids)
Source: RefSeq, a predicted model, not a curated record
GAUCGCUGAGUAGUUCGACCAUGCAGUUCACAAGCGUAUUUUAUUUGCUAAGCAUAUUGUUUAUACAGCGUGCUCAAUCGAUUUGUAUACCACCCAAUCACUGCAUAAAGGAUUUGGAAUAUAGCGUUGCCAAAGAGCGCUACGGCUACGUGUUGGCCAAAUAUGCAGAGCUGGAAAUGAAAAUUAGCGGCGAGCCCCUGGGCUUGCAUGGCAAACUUGUUACGCAUGGCGACAUCGAGGAGCAGCAUAUUGUGUUCCAGCUGAUGGACAAUACACCGCAUGAUGUGCUCCAGAGCUGCGUGUUUGUGGUCAGAACAGCGCCCGAGGAGUGCGAGUCGAUUGUGACAGUAUGCAAUACAUUUCUAGCUCGUACACCGCGGCCAUUGCUGGAGCGUAAGCCGCUGAUGGUUUGCGAAGAUGGCGUACGCGAGGCGGAAGCGCCUGUGGUACCGGAAGCCGAGGACAUUGAGAACAUCAAUGAGGGUAAAGAAGAGACGGCGGUCACAAUGCCGGAUGUCGAAGUGAGCAGCCAAAGUGAGCUCAUCUAAGCAAGCUUAAUUGGCUCGGCAUGUGGAGGAACAAACAAAAUCACAAAGGCGAGCUUCUUUUUUAUUGCGAUUUAAGCUUGUCACUCUGCUGCAAAUUAAGUAUGCAAUGCUAACAGCCUCAAAAGUUUU